Diabrotica balteata is the source of this 657-nucleotide messenger RNA. NCBI's taxonomy places the organism in Eukaryota, Metazoa, Arthropoda, Insecta, Coleoptera, Chrysomelidae. The record is from the annotation of a GenBank genome assembly.
AUGGUUUCACUUUUUGAAAAUUAUGAACAGCAAUAUUCAGUGUUAACAGCGGAUAUAACCGCUCAAGUUGGCCUCCUGACAGCUUCAGCUACUAAAGACCGACGACAGCUAAUCUCGAAUAUAGAAAAACAUCUCGAAGAGGCACAAGAACUGUUGGAGCUGAUGGAUCUGGAGGCCAUGGAAUUGGAACAGUCAAAGAAACAAAGGUGUAGGACAAAGUGUGAUUGUUAUAGAGCCGAACUAAAAAGACUGACAUUGGAUUAUAUAAAGGCUAGAUCAGUUAAACAAGGAAUCUUGUAUGACAGUUCAGAAGAUUUAAAUGAUAUUAGAAUAUCCUCAGAUCAAAAACAAAGACUUUUAGAUAAUUCAGAACGAUUAGAAAGGACAAGUAAGAAACUAGAAGAAGGAUAUAGGGUUAUAGUAGAAACAGAAGAGAUUGGGAUUGAUGUGUUGAAAAAUUUAGGUGAACAAAAGGAAUCCAUUCAGAGGAGUAGACAAAGGCUAAGAGAAGCUGAUGAAGAAUUAGGAAGGUCAGGGAGACUGAUGAAUUCAAUGAUCAUGAGAACCAUUCAACAGAAAGUUGUAAUCUACAUAAUCUGUGCCUGUUUUGUUGUAGCCAUAUGCUUAGGAGUUUAUUUGGGAGUCAGAAGAAGCUAA